AUGGACGUAUCGACUGACAGCUUCAAGUUAAUCUGGAACGUUCCAGACAGCCUGGCAGAUAAGAAUAUAGUCGUCUACUUAAAUGACGAAACCGGACCAGCGUGCGACCCCACCAACGUCUCGGCCAACCAACGAGCUUGUCUGAUUGACGGUCUAGAGGCCAGUACAGUGUAUAAGGUACAGCUCUUUUCAGCCGAAGUUGUCGGCACCUCUGAGUUUGACUUCCCCGUCACCAGAACUCAGUACAUACUAACACGUUCCAACGGUGAGUGUGGUCAAUAAUUUAAAUUUGCAGAUGAUUUAUAAAUAUAUACCCACAUAUAUUUAUUGAAGUACAGGAGACCUUACGCACAUUGUCAUUACGCUAAGAACGAUCUCCAUUAGCCCGACUAACUAAGGGAUUUCACAGCGUCCCUCAAUGCGUUUUUAGUACGUGCUCGGUUGGCAAAUUCCGGUUCAGAGAUUAUCAGAUGGGCAUGGAACAGCGUCCUCGGGACAAUGCAUGCCCAAUUCGAUGCAAAAAGCGGAAUGUUUACCACUACUCUGGACUGUUUAAGUCCUGCGAAUAUUUCCAUUUAAAAAAGCGAAGUUAACAAAUGUGUGUUUCCGGUAACUCACCAUCAACCCAAUGCAGAAAUUGAAAAUAAUAAAAGUUCGCAGAGUUUAUAAGAGUCUCAGUGGACAUUAUCACUCAUCGUUUCCACGCCCACGGCAUGACAAGGUCGGCGUUUUAGGAUCAUUGGGGCAAGGCGGGAGGGAAUGCGAUAAACUGUAACUAAUGUUUGUAAUUCGGGCAUUUGGAGCACACACCAUCGUCAUCAGGGGGGCUGAGUGGCGUGUAAUAAUCAUCUGGGGUCGCCAUUGGCCACGGAAGACCGAGUGCAUGCGUCAACGUCUUCUGACAAUAUAGCACCGGAUUCCCUAGCCACUGUCUCGGCUAUAGCUAGCAUCCGUUGGUGUUAGUCUUUAGAAAGGUUUUCGGUUUUGGGGUAAAAACCGAACAAAACCUAUUUUUGUACAGACUCAAUGAUUCGUAUGGACAAAGUGUGCAGGAAAAAAGCUCGAAAUCGGUCUGUUUCCAUUUCUACCUAGCCAGGCCGGCAUGAGUUCACAUGCCCUCUUUUCCAGGCGUCUCGUUGUGCGGCCAAUGUUUCCCGCUCUGUGGUCACAUCCAUGUGACAUGUUGAGGAGUUUGCGAAACAGUCGCAUAAAUUCGCCGCGAGGAAAGCGCUAGUUCGCAUACUGUGUUCCCUAGACAAGGCAGUCUUAUAAACAAGAUGUUUUUCGGCAGGUGCCGCGGUAGGCUUUGUAGUGCGUUCGUUAAUACAUCGGAGGAUAAACCUCUCUGGAUAUCCGCUUAUGCGAAGUAUGUUCCGUAGCUACAGGAGUUCUGCUUCAACUGUCUCACGAGAGCAGGUGCGUCGCACUCUAGCUGCCAACCCCGGGACUGAAUUGUGUUCAGCAUGUAAGGGGAACAACUGCGAAAAUUGAUGUAUUGCCCUGUUUAGGUUUUCUUUCGGAACUCCCUACGUUGGAUAGAUUCAUCCUCUUGUCCGUGCGAGGGGAUAUUCAGAAGCGCGAUUUUGUUGUUCGCCUCAAAGUCUGCGCAGAACACUAGCGAGGGAAGCGCACUGUCAAAAUUUUGGACCAGGACGUCGGUGUCGGUGAUAAGUUCCGUUAGGUCGAAUAUAUUGUUCACGCAUCGACUGUAGGAGUCGAGGUCAGACAGUUGGCAUAUCGUCACGUCGCCUAUUUGUCUGUAUAUUAGAGAACUGCAAAAAACCGAGCAUUUUGUGUGCAGCAUGUCUCAUAUUUUCAUGUUCUAUUUAACUAUACUGGCCUGAUGACAAGUUAUGAUAAAACGCUUGAGCAUUAGGCAGUUGUUUCACUGCAUCUGGUUAAACCAAGACUGACGGAUCUUGUCCCGAGGUCUUUACCACGCGAAUACUGCUGAAGAACUAAUCAGACAGUCAGAACUCAGCCCUGAAAAGUGGAAAUCACACCAGGUUAUCGACGCCAGUUUCAAUUUGCCAAUUUUAUAGGCUGACACACUACACUUCUUUCACACGAAGGGUAAAUAUUUAUUGUUUUUUCAUUAAGAUGUAAAUAGUUUACCGAGAAAAAAAAAGUUUAACUGUUGAACCGAAUCGACGGACACCGUGAAAAUAGCGUCUUUGUAUUUUUCUUAUAGCCUCCGACGGAAGGAUUUUCUGCCCCGUGCCUUCUAUACAAUUAAAUGAUCCUCGGGAAGGGGUGAGUCCACAGCCCUUGGAUGAUCAGAUAGUCGACCUGAAUCACGGCAGUUAUCAGCAUUGUGAACUGCUCCAAGCACCCUACCAUCGAACCUGCCUUCCGCAAAACACAGUCAACACCAACAACCUGGAGAGCAUUUGGAUUUGCCUUCCAGACGCCAACUACAGCUCCUCCACGAAGUCUGCCGUCAUCCAGGCCAUAAUUGAAGGUAGGGUCAAAAAUUGCGCACAAUUUUAAAUACCUUUGUACAGUUUUGCUGGGUGAGACUAUGCUUUUAUUUAUAGUUUCGUUUUAUCGGAAGAAAAAUGCAACCAUAUUUUAAGUGGCGUGAAUGCUGGUAGCCAUCUAUAGUAGGUAGCAUAUCUCAUGAAUUAUUUGCUAAAAUUCUGAAAUUUAUUUUACACUAGAAAAGAUUUCUUAUAUAUUAUUUAUCGUGCAUUCUAGCCCGAGAUAUUUCAUUCACGGCAGGUCGGGUUCAGAAUUAUCCGAGAAUUAUUAAAAGUUUUUUUUAAACCGAAUUAUAUCUUUUCUUUAAGUGUAAUAGUUAAAGACGUAGUUUCAUAACAAGUCAGUAAAAGAAUGAAUAUUUUUAUGCAUGGUUUCUAUGUUUGGAUUUAUAAGGGCAUCAGAAAUCAGUUAGAAAAAAAUCGUCCUGCCUAAGUAGUCAUUUUUUACAGGGUGUAGCUUUUGCAGCCGGCUGAAAAGAAGUUCAUUCAAAAGCCGGCAUUUUAAAAUAACUGAAUUAUUAUGGGAUUGUGCUGCGCGGUAAGCUAAACUGCAAUCAUAGCUAAUUAAUCUUUUUGUGCCGGAAACGCAUUUAAGAAUUUCGGCUAACAUUUCAUGAGUUGUCAUAUGUGCUCUGCACUCACUCUCACAUCAAUCAAAAAUAAAUAAUUUAUUAUGUUUUAGCAACCACCGACGCAACAACGACAACAAUAAACGAGAUGGAGUCUCCUUUGAGUCAAUUCAGUCAAGGCAACACACAAAAGGCCGCAUACAUCCUCGAGGCAAGGACAAACGACCAAAACCUCGAUGAGGCUGUCUCUUGCCCCAUUGAGGCACUCAUUAAGGACUCUAUCCAAGACGUCACCGACUUUGGACCCCAUAUAUCCUUCCAGUUCUCACUUAUGCUUUGUUCUGAUGAGGGAUUUUGCAUUCGCCAAUGA
Messenger RNA from Spirometra erinaceieuropaei, 3419 nucleotides. The record is from the annotation of a GenBank genome assembly. NCBI's taxonomy places the organism in Eukaryota, Metazoa, Platyhelminthes, Cestoda, Diphyllobothriidea, Diphyllobothriidae.